Messenger RNA from Salvelinus sp. IW2-2015, 2949 nucleotides. RefSeq names its product E3 ubiquitin-protein ligase TRIM21-like. Gene Ontology annotation, molecular function: protein binding; zinc ion binding. NCBI's taxonomy places the organism in Eukaryota, Metazoa, Chordata, Actinopteri, Salmoniformes, Salmonidae. The record is from RefSeq and is a predicted model, not a curated record.
CYUUGUUUGUAUUGAGAAGGUAAAACAAUGUAGCAGCCAUGUGAAGGGUUAAUUCUGUUCCAGAGCAGCACUGGGUGGGGAGGAGCAUGUUGAUGUCACUUUGCUAAAGUGAAACAUAAAUUACUAAACAAGCUGUAUGUCACACGCAUGAAUAAACUCUUAAACACUUCAGACAUCUCUCUUAAACCACUACACAGCCUCCUAUGUUUUUUAAACCACAGUAUAUACUAAAGAAAAACCAGAGAACACGCUUACACUAUUUUACACAGACACGGAUAUGUCUUCCUCCAGCAUUCUACGUUCUGAAGAGCAGUUCCUGUGYUCUAUCUGUCUGGAUGUGUUCACUGAGCCAGUCUCGACUUCAUGUGGACACAACUUCUGCAUGGYCUGUAUCACAAAGUACUGGGAUAGCAAGGAMCUGUGCCAAUGUCCACUGUGUMAGGAGAAGUUCUACAGACAACCUGUGUUUCGUGUUAACACAACGUUCAGAGAGGUGGUAGAGCAUUAUAAAAAGUUGAGAGACAGAGGUAAAGAUGAGUCCCCUGCCAUACCUGGAAAAGUGCCCUGUGACGUCUGCACUGGGACUAAGCGCAAGGCCCUGAAGUCCUGCCUGGUGUGUCUGGCUUCUUACUGUGAGACUCACCUGGAUCCUCAUCAGAUUGCCCCACCCUUAAAGAGACACAAACUGAUCAACCCUGUGGAGAACCUGGAAGACAGGAUSUGUAAGAMGCACGAAAGACUCCUGGAGAUGUUCUGUAGGACAGACCAGAUAUGUGUGUGUCAGUUCUGCAUUGAGGGAGACCACAAGACUCAUGACACUGUCCCUAUAGAGGAAGAGUGUGGRGAGAGGAAGGCUCACUUGGAGAAAACUGAGGCAGAAGAAGAGCAAAUUAUCCAGGAGCGACUGAAGAAGGUUAAAGACAUCAAACUCUCAGUAGAUCUCAGCAAGAGAGAUGCAGAGAGGGAGAUAGCAGASAGCAUACAGGUCUUCACUGCUCUGGUGCGCUCCAUUGAGAAAAGCCAGGUUGAGCUUAUUAAAGGGAUUGAGGAGAAGCAGAAAGCAGCAGAGAGGCAGGCUGAAGGGUUCAUUAAAGAGCUGGAGCAGGAAAUCAAUGAGCUAAAGAGAAGAAGCACUGAUCUGAAGCAGCUCUCACAGACUGAGGACCACCUCCAACUUCUCCAGAACUAUCCAUUACUAGUGUGCACCCCUCCACCCACCAAGGACUGGUCUGAGAUCAGUGUUCACAGUGAUCUGUGUGUGGGGACUGUGAGGAGAGCUGUGUCCCAGCUGGAAGAAGCACUGAGUAAAGAGAUGGAGAAGUUGCCUGAGGUCAAACUGCAGAGGAUUCAGCAGUAUGCAGUGGAUGUGACUCUGGACCCUGAUACAGCAAAUCUCUAUCUCAUCCUGUCUGAGGAUGGGAAACAAGUAAGACGUGGAAACACACCACAGAAUCUUCCUCCCAAUCCAAAAAGGUUUGAUGGUCAUCGAUUUGUCCUUGGAAAGGAUGGCUUCUCCUCAGGAAGAUUUUACUAUGAGGUGACGGUUAAGGGUAAGACAAGAUGGAAUUUAGGAGUGGCCAGAGAGUCCACUGACAGGAAGGGGAAAAUCAAAAUGAGAACUGAGGAUGGACUCUGGACUGUGUCCCGGAACUAUGAGAAUUUGUACAAAGCCGGUACCUCCCCCCCUGUUCUCCUCUCCUUGAGAAAGAAGCCCCUGAAGGUGGGGGUGUUUGUGGACUAUGAGGAGGGUCUGGUCUCCUUUUAUGAUGUGGAGUCCAGGUCUCAUAUCUACUCUUACACAGGCUGCACCUUUACAGAGAAACUCUUUCCAUUCUUCGGCCCCUCUGAUAAUGAUGAUGGUCAAAACUCAGCCCCUCUCAUCAUCGCUCCUGUCAAUCGCACAUACUGAUUAAGCAAUGCAGAGGGAACAGUUAAUUAACUAAUUACAUUCACAAAUCUUUGAAUAUAUCAGUUUAGAAAUGAUCAUAUUUAGCCAGUUGACAUGACACAUUAUUAUAUUUUCCAUGGAUGUCCUCUGUAAUCUCAUCAUCAAAUGAAAAUUGAAACUUCUUAACUCUGUUAGGACAGAUUGAAUAUUACUGGGGGAGGGGUGGUCCAAAAUAUGGGAGGGUUGUCAAACAUUUUUUAUUGCUUUGGAGAGGGUUGUGUGGCUUUUGGGGGUUACAGGGGAGGGUAGUGUAUUUUUUUCCCGGGUUUACAUUCACCAUUCUGCUCGUAUUUUCCCUACAAACAAUGGCUCGACUUACUUUUGAUAUUACCCUAAUAAAGUUUAGAAACGUUUGGGGAAGGUUUGGUAUGGUGUGGCUAUUAUUAAGCCUUAGCUACUGCAGGCCUGUGAUAUGAAGGCAGUGCRCCCCGGCGCUCCAGCUGACUMCGACAGUUGAACUUGAGGUGAGGGAGACAGUUUCAGGCCUACCAGAGUUACUCCAUUAAUCUACCAAUAUAAUGCUCAUCUUUAUACAAAAUAUUCAGAUUGAAGGCCUAUACAUUUGCCYUCCUUCUGUGUGUAUAUGUCCSUGUAGCAGACGCAGUAGCCAUCUGACAUAAAGAAAUGCAUGUCAGUGUCAUAGCAUGCCACCUGCAUAUCUCUCUCUGGGGUUAGGCCUAAGCUUAUUUUCCUAUAUAGAUGUUACGUAUAUAUAUAUUUAUUUAAAUGUUACUAUCAUACAGUGGACACCUAAGCCUAUCGRCCUUUGCAUGCAAUGCCCAAUGUGUCACCGCCUGGUACGGCAACUGCAACACCCACAACCGCAAAGCUGUCAAGAGGGAGCGGCGGUCUGCCAAACGCAUUACCGGGGGCAAACUUCUCGCCCUCCUGGGCACCUACAGCCCCCGAUGCCAUAGGAAGGUCAAAAAGUUCAUCAAGGACAUCAACCACCCGAGCCACUGCCUGUUCACCCCGCUAUCAUUCAGAAGGCGAGGCCAGUA